Nannizzia gypsea CBS 118893 is the source of this 2244-nucleotide messenger RNA. Its product is annotated as fungal specific transcription factor domain-containing protein. Bases 1 to 2244 code for a protein of 747 amino acids. Gene Ontology annotation, molecular function: zinc ion binding; DNA-binding transcription factor activity, RNA polymerase II-specific; RNA polymerase II cis-regulatory region sequence-specific DNA binding. The record is from RefSeq and is a predicted model, not a curated record. Gene Ontology annotation, biological process: DNA-templated transcription; positive regulation of transcription from RNA polymerase II promoter by galactose. The transcript is spliced from 6 exons. NCBI's taxonomy places the organism in Eukaryota, Fungi, Ascomycota, Eurotiomycetes, Onygenales, Arthrodermataceae. Gene Ontology annotation, cellular component: nucleus.
AUGACCUCGAAGUCUCCUACCGACGGCCAGACGCCCACGGCGACGACGACGGACGAUGGGAAGCGCAAGGCAGAGCCCAACACGGGGACGCAGACGCGGACGAAGAGGAACAGAUACAUCUCGCUAGCAUGCAACGAGUGCAAGCGGCGCAAGAUCAAGUGCAACGGCCAGGUGCCCUGCCAGCGAUGCGGGCAUUUAUCUCUCGAGUGUCUCUAUUCGCCGAAUUGCUGUCAAAGCAACUUCAAGGAUUCUGAGGAAUUCCGAUCUAUGAAAGAUCGUAUUGAGCGCCUUCAGGAACAGGUGAACACGCUAUUCGAGAGCAUCAAUGGCCUCCACCGACAGACCGAGUCGCCGGCCGUUGAUACCAACUCCCAGCUAAGCCGCGAGGCAUCGAGGUCGAUAUCCUGGCAUCAGCCCACAUUCGAUACACAGAACAUUCCGAUAGCGAAGCCGAGGGCGAAACAUCUCCGUUUCCAUGGACCUACCAGUACGGCGUUCAACUUUGCGGUGGCCAAGUCGAGUCUUCAGACCAUGGGGAUCACCCAUAUAGAUGACGGCACGCAGGAGAUAUACAAUGCGCAAGACGCCACACCCACACAGACACCACCAUACCAGCCGGCUCCAAUAUAUCCGAACUCUCUGACGUCGAAUAAGGAUCCGUUGUUCGCGAUCAAGCGGGAGGAGGCCAUUCGGCUAUGUCGGGUGUACGAGGAUGAGAUAGGGAUGAUGUACCCCAUGUUUGAUGUGGAAAAGAUGAUCACCCAGACGAAUCUCCUUUUUGCUUUUCUGGAAGCCGCAGACCGAAAUGUCUGCACGGGGAGAUCUAGGUCCAGUGCUGAUUGCCUGAAUGAUGAUGAUACUGCCAUCUUGAAGAUGGUAUUGGCCAUCACGCUUCUCCUUGAAGGUAACGGACAGAGCGAGCUAGGCAACCAGCUGUAUGCCAGUAUCAAAGACAAGAUAGAGACCAACAUUUGGGAGCAGGGAGACCUGAAAAUGAUCAAGCUUCUUACCCUUGUGGCUACUUAUCACUUCCACACGGACGAUGAAGUCCUAGCAUACCGUAUGGUUGGGCUUGCCGCUCGGAUGUGCAUUGAAAUGGGGCUACAUCGGCGGGAGGCCGUCUUGAAGAUGUUCCACUCACCGGAAGAAGUCACCACUGUUUAUCGAAUUUUUUGGUCAGUUUACACGAUGGACAAGCGAUGGGCUUUUGGAACCGGGCUUCCUUUUGUAAUACAGGAUGACGAUAUAGAUCCAUGCUUACCCGAACCAGACGACGGUGUCCCGUAUUUAAGAUCUAUGGUUCAUUACUGCCGUAUAGCUUCCAAAGUAUGGUACUCCGGUUUUGGAUCAAAGGCCGACCUGAACAUCAAAAAGGACAAGAUGGGCUACCUCGAUUAUCAGGUAGUCGAGUGGAUGAAACAUAUCCCAGACCCGCUCAAUUUUUACUCUGUUGAUACUACCCGCAAUACGGACGGCAUGAACCGCGGGAUACAGCGGCUACGCUUCGUUUUGUAUAUUCGGGGAAACCAUAUGAGAAUACUUAUAUACCGGCCGGUACUGCAUUCUGCAACCAGCAUCGUCGAGAAUAUGGCAUAUGCUCAAACCGUUGUAGAUAUUGCCAAAGACACCAUUCGCGUCUUGAGCGAACUCAACCGGACAACCGACAUCUACCGCUCACAGCAGAUUCUCUUCAACUAUUUCCUUGUUGGAGCCCUCGUCGUCCUGUUUCUUGCCAUAUCGCAUGCCCCAGUCAAGUUCAACCGCCAGUUAACGGAAGAGUUCCACAUGGCUCUCAACCUCGUAAAGGGGUUCAGUACCAAGUCUUACAUAUCCAAGCGGCUAUGGAAAAUGAUCAAAGGUCUGCGUGAGGUAGGAGAAAGGCUUGGGCUGCUGCCUCAUGCUCUACCAACAGAGUCGGCAGACCCUCAUUCCUCAGCGGCAGUAGCCAUGGCCGGCCUUGCAGGGCAUCCGGUUGAUGGGAUCUCGCCAUAUGCAGGACAGCACACAAACGGAGAACUAGGGAGCAGCCCAAUGAACGGCAUACAAAUGAGCAACGAGCUUACUUAUCUAUUUGAAGCGAUUGAAAAUUAUAACGGGUACAUCACGACUACUUCGGCACCUGAAGGAAUGAACGGGGGAGGGUUUGCUGGCCCUGAUCAUACCCUGCCUGCCACUGGAGACAGCAUACCCGCAGUGCUGGGCAACGAAGGGGAGUUUUCGAGGAUCAUACAGGAUCUCUUCUGA